Phragmites australis (common reed) is the source of this 387-nucleotide messenger RNA. RefSeq names its product peroxisome biogenesis protein 19-1-like. Gene Ontology annotation, biological process: protein import into peroxisome membrane. The transcript is spliced from 2 exons. Bases 1 to 315 code for a protein of 104 amino acids. Gene Ontology annotation, cellular component: peroxisome; peroxisomal membrane. Lineage: Eukaryota; Viridiplantae; Streptophyta; Magnoliopsida; Poales; Poaceae. The record is from RefSeq and is a predicted model, not a curated record.
AUGGUCGAGAUACUGACAUCGCAAGUUUUUUCCAAAGAUUUUAUUCAUGAGGCCUUAAUGGAAUUUAUUGGACGAUAUCCAAAGUGGUUGAGAGGGAACAGAGACAAAUUAAGCAAGGCAAAGAACAAAUAUGAGCAUUACGAGAAGCAGCUUGGCCUAAUGGUUAACCUUACUGUGGUUUAUGAAAACGAGCCUCAGGAAUUCUCCAAGAUUAUUAACAUCAUGCAAAACAUACAAGAAUGUGGUAUGCCUCCCAGUGACAUUAUUGCGGAUAUCUUUCCUGGUCUCGAUCUGAGUACCAUGGGACAAUGGUAAGUCAUGUGUCUCUUUUCUGUUAGGUCUUCAUCCGUGGCUGUCAUUUCUAACCUAAGAAAUCAACUUGGAUUU